AGCUCACAAAACGAAAGUGUUUAAAUCGGUGCAAAAGCAAGCAAUUCUCUCUGCAUUUUCAGUGUGUUUUUUAAGACAAAAAGAUUUCUACAAACUUCUGAAGUAUGGCUUCUGUGGGAAGAAACGUUCUAGGUCCAUUGUUGUUUCUGAACUUGGUUAUGUAUUUUAUUGUACUUGGUUUUGCUAGUUGGUGCCUCAAUAGGUUCAUCAAUGGCCAAACUUACCACCCUAGUUUUGGAGGAAAUGGUGCUACCAUGUUCUUCUUGACCUUUUCCAUAUUGGCUGCUGUUCUUGGUAUAGUGUCGAAAUUUAUGGGUGCAAAUCAUCUCAGGUUUUGGAGGAGUGACAGUUUAGCAUCUGCUGGAGCUACAUCAGUCAUUGCUUGGGCUGUUACUGCUCUAGCCAUGGGGUUGGCUUGCAAGCAGAUACACAUAGGAGGACAUAGAGGAUGGAGGCUGAAGAUGGUCGAGGCAUUUAUAAUCAUACUAACAUUCACACAAUUGUUGUGCUUAUUGCUGACCCAUGCAGGACUGUACAAUAGCAGAUAUGGUCCAGGUUAUCGUGACACUGACUAUGGUGUUGGAGGAGGAGCUACUGGAGAUCCAAUGCACAAGGGUGGUCCUGUUGGUGGCACUCGUGUUUAAAUAAAUAUCAUUAUCCAUAUAACUACACUUUGUUUCUUGUUUUUUAAUAAUAUUGUAGUUUCCUAGUUUGGGACACGGGACUAUGUUCCUGUCUCUCUCUUUUCUUUUCUUUUCUUUUGGGUUUGUUGUAUGAAGAGUGUCACUUUGUAGCAUUACAUUGUGUAUACCAAUGGCUGCAAUUAAUCAUGUAUUUGCAAUUUGCUUAUUUCUGUU
Medicago truncatula (barrel medic) is the source of this 857-nucleotide messenger RNA. Its product is annotated as membrane protein PM19L. Lineage: Eukaryota; Viridiplantae; Streptophyta; Magnoliopsida; Fabales; Fabaceae. The transcript has 3 exons. The record is from RefSeq and is a predicted model, not a curated record. Bases 105 to 644 code for a protein of 179 amino acids.